GGCUCACAGAAAGCAGUUCCAUCUCAAUCCACUGGUAGAGCAACUCGUUAUACUGUUGACUCGAAUGUGACAGCAUCUGUGGUCAGACGUGAUUCCGGAAAGAAACGCCAUUUUUCACCCACUGUGAGGACUAGCAAGGUUCUGAAGGAUACGCCCGCUUCCCUCGCCAGCCGAGAACACUUUCUCUCAUCCUAUGGAGAAGGUCGAGAAAGAUCACGACGGCGGCAUACCACACCGGUCAAGACGAAUACCGCAUUGAGGCGCAAUCAACCGAAUACGUUACAUUCUGGUCUACAACAACCUAAACGGCGUGCUACGGUUGUCAAUGCGAGUGAACAAGAGAAAGAGAACCGUAGUCAGGACGUUUCUGCAAGUAGUUCGUGUGAGGAUAUCGAAAGCACCUUCAAUGUUGAUGACAAUAGCACAAUGCUCACGGACUCAUCAGCAGAUCUUCUUACUCAGAAGGGGCACGAAUCUCGGUUAAGACGUGCUAAACGGCAGCAACGUAGAGAGAAUCAUCUUUCUUCACAAAAGGUUAAACCACCCAACCAUUUCGGUCAUACCCGUGAUUUUCGUAGAUACUUCUUUUCAGAUCGUGUGAAAGAGAGUCGAAAUUUGGUGUCAACGGCUUGUUCUCCUAUCAUUUUUCCUAUAUCUCCUACUGAAACGAAGCGAGCUCAUGGAUCAGCAGUUGUUGGUGAAACUAUAGUGGUUUCCACUGGUCCGAUGUUGUCUCCAUCAUCCGAUGAACCGUCGAUCAAUUUACCCACGGAUCUCAAUACCACUCCUGCUCCUCCUAAACCUACAACAGUUCCUCCCGUCAAGAACCACUAUCACUCGACAAUGCAAACUCCAUCAGGCACGGUUACGGUGGUAACGAAGCAAAUAGCACCUAAAGCAAGCUUUGUGAAACCUUUUGGCGAUUCCAAAGCUGGACCUCAUGCUGAAGCAGGUGUCGUUUUUCGACAACCAUCCUUACCACCACAACCAGGGCAUCGGGAAGAAGUUUGCACAAAUACGUUCAAGAUGAUUCACGAUUCACAAAACAAAUUGAAGAGAACUACCGUUUUCGAUAUUCUUCUCGAUCGUCAUAUGGUCAACCCUAAGCAGUUGUCUUCCGCAAGGCUAACGAAACCGUUUGCGCUUGCUUUCCCACGAUCGACUUCUAUGACAACGUCAUUCGAUAGUGCCAUUUCGGACAAUCACUCAUUCGCAAAAUCCUCAAAGAUGCUGUCCCCAGGACGCGUCACUCCGAAUGAUGAACCGAAAGAUGGCUUGACAAGUGACGACGAUAUGUUUGCCUGUUCUAAUCAAAUGAAAUCGGCGAUCCUAAACGCUACAUCCGAACUAGACAUUAUACUUUCUGCUUUCAUGGCAGAGGUAGAUUAG
Cylicostephanus goldi is the source of this 1389-nucleotide messenger RNA. NCBI's taxonomy places the organism in Eukaryota, Metazoa, Nematoda, Chromadorea, Rhabditida, Strongylidae. The record is from the annotation of a GenBank genome assembly.